AUGUUUGAAAGGAAGGAAUUGAAGGCAAGAGUGAAAAAAAAGUUUGAAUAAAUAAGUGAGGAUUAAGAGAUCAUCUUCAGUAUUAAGAGAAAACUAGGAGAUCAAUCCUAUGACAACAUAUAUUUAUUAAAUGAUGAAGAAAUGUUGCGGUUUAUCAAUUCCAGGAAACAACAGAAGUUAAAUUUUGAUGAUGUCAUUAAUUAAACAAAAAAUCUAUCUUUGGAUGAUAACACCCAAAAAAUUGUAGUAUUGGAGAAACUCUAUUCUGAUGACACUCCUCAAUAUAAUGAAGAAACUCAGCAGUAAAGUAUUUUAAAGGAUCGAAGAGAGUAAUUCGUGGAUAAAUUUAGAAGAGACAUAAGGGAUAAGAUGUUAUAGGAGAAAAGAAAUAAGUUCAUUAUUGAAUUAGAGUAGGAUAAGGGUAAUCUCAGGUGUUGUGAUCAAUAACAGAAUGAGUAAUUAGAAAAAGACUAUUAUGUAAUGAAGUAAGUGAAUAAGAAUGAAAUGAAUCAGGAAAAGAAAAAGAGUGCUCUCAUGAACAUUGAUGCCAAAUAAAUAGAAAAAUAUUUCGAUAAUUAUUAUGUUGACAGUGAACACAAUUCAAGUAUUGACAGUGAAGACUCUCAAAGGACAGAUUAAGAUGCAUAUGAGUAUCCUGAAAAUGAAAGUUCGGAUGAUGAAGAUGUCGAAGUGGACGAUGAUUACUAUGAUAACAAUAGUGAUGAUUCUCAGAAAUACAAAAAGUAUAGGAGGAAAGAUAUUCAAGAGAAGGAUGAUUAAAUUGAAAUUGAUGAAUAAUAAUAAGCUUAAGGAAUUGAGAUCAAUCAAGUUUAAGCUUUCAUGAGUUUUAUUAAAUAACAUGAACAAUUAAAAUAAGAAAAAUAAUGUUGGAAAACAUUUGACUAUGAAAAUGAUUUUUGA
Molecule: messenger RNA, 921 nt
Organism: Paramecium tetraurelia
Lineage: Eukaryota; Ciliophora; Oligohymenophorea; Peniculida; Parameciidae
Exons: 4
Source: RefSeq, a predicted model, not a curated record